AAGUCCUGGAGCGUCCGAGGCACUGGACGUAUUUUAUAUAAUUUUCAUUUUGUAGUGUGCACUAUGCGCUGAGAGUUCAACGCGACUUCACAGAAUCCGAGUUUCUCUUCUGGCUUCGAUCGAUUGAGGAAUGAAUGCUGUUUGAACAUCACCAUCACUCCCCUUCAAGGAGCCUGGUGGAGAAUUUUUCUUUACGUAUCGAUUACGAACGGUUCUCAUUGGGUGUGGCUAUUUGCAGGUUUUCUCAGCUCCUUCUUUCUGAUGGUCCUUCGAACGGUUUGGGUCGUAACAUCAAUCGGCAGUUGCUUCGCGAUAUCGCCGAGGCUGACUUUGGGAUCCUUGCGGAUAAUGUUGGUAAUGACCCGUUCAUCGCGUUGGUUUAUUUUUCGCGGCCGCCCAGGCGAUUUCUUUGUCUCCAAAGUGCCUCGUUCGUUGUAUCUCUUGAUGACCGACCGGACCGUUCGUUCACUCACGUUGAGCUCCGCCGAGAUCGCACCCGCCUUUUUCUGGGCUUUGUGCAUCCCGAUAAUCUGUCCUUGCACCUCCAGAGGAAGCGUCAUGGCUGAUAGAAACGAAGGCGAGGAGGAGGAAGAAGUCGGUUUGCUUGCGAAGUUGUGAUGAAAAGGGAGGCAGUCAAGUAAAUGCACGAA
This is a messenger RNA of Gamsiella multidivaricata, 650 nucleotides long. RefSeq lists its product as uncharacterized. NCBI's taxonomy places the organism in Eukaryota, Fungi, Mortierellomycota, Mortierellomycetes, Mortierellales, Mortierellaceae. The transcript has a single exon. Bases 262 to 618 code for a protein of 118 amino acids. The record is from RefSeq and is a predicted model, not a curated record.